Messenger RNA from Suillus fuscotomentosus, 1513 nucleotides. Its product is annotated as UDP-galactose transporter. Gene Ontology annotation, molecular function: UDP-galactose transmembrane transporter activity; UDP-glucose transmembrane transporter activity. Gene Ontology annotation, cellular component: Golgi membrane; endoplasmic reticulum membrane. Gene Ontology annotation, biological process: UDP-galactose transmembrane transport. NCBI's taxonomy places the organism in Eukaryota, Fungi, Basidiomycota, Agaricomycetes, Boletales, Suillaceae. The transcript is spliced from 6 exons. The record is from RefSeq and is a predicted model, not a curated record. Bases 199 to 1395 code for a protein of 398 amino acids.
GCCAACUAGAGAGGACGUGAUUCGUUUGAAGGAAGGUAUUCUUACUCUGUGCGACCAACUGGGCUUGGAUGUCACACCCUAGUUCGGGGUUAGGGUUAGGUCUUAAUAUGAUGACACGUACCACUUUGCAACUAAACUAAUUACAUUCAAACUUGUUUCAUCAACAACACCACCACCUUCACCUUGUGUGCCCGCACAAUGUCGGUCCUUCGGCUUGGACUAUGUGUUCUGGGAGUCUACUCCAUGUUCCUACUAUGGGCUGUGGCACAGGAACGACUAUCAGUUCCGUUUCAACACAUAGACGGACAAUCAACAGACAAGUUCAAGUCGGCACUCUUCCUUGGGACUUGUCAAAGCUUCCUGAGCUCGCUGUCUGCCCUCGCAUACAUACUCAUCCGUGGAAAAUCAGGGUCAUCACUAUCAUCUCUACUGGGCCUGGACCUUGCCUCCAUGGUGCAAACGAACAAUUCAUCCCAUUCCAAAACAAAUGGAUCUUCGAGCACUAAAGUCAACGGCCAUUCCCAUUCCUCAAGCGCGCAUUUACACACUUAUUCAUCCACAUCCAAAGCUCUCCUCUUGCGCUACCUUCAAGUAUCGGCUUUCAUCACGCUAGCCGCUCCAUUUGGCUUCGCAGCCCUCUCGUACAUAACGUAUCCUACAAUGGUCUUGGGGAAGUCUUGCAAACUCGUCCCAGUGAUGCUCAUGAAUUUCGUCAUGUACAGGAGGCGCUUUGCUCCACACAAGUAUAUCGUAGUCGCGAUGGUCACAGCCGGAAUCAGUGUCUUCAUGGGCUUUGGGAAUGAAAAGCCAUCAAAAGCCUCAUCCAAUGGAGAGCAGGGGUCUCAUAGCCAGCUGAUCGGCAUUCUCUACCUUUUUAUCAACCUCAUUCUCGAUGGCGCGGUGAACUCGACGCAAGACGAGAUGUUCGCUCGGUACAAGGUGACCGGACAACAGAUGAUGUUCUGGAUCAAUAUAUUCUGCACGCUAUUGACUACGGCGCUUGGGACGCUUCCCUUGCCGCACAUCCCUGUGCUUCACCCCUCGAGCGGUUUGCAAUCAGAAUUUGCAAAUGCAAUUGGGUUUAUAAGGACGCAUCCUUCUGCUAUCAUACCUCUAGUCCAGUUUUCCUUGACUGGCGCUCUUGGGCAGCUGUUCAUCUUCGAGACGUUACAGCAUUUUGGAUCAUUGACUUUAGUAAUGAUUACGUUGACAAGAAAGAUGUUCACCAUGAUUCUCUCUGUAGUAGUUUAUGACCACAGACUCACCCUCGGGCAGUGGGCAGGCGCGGCCAUUGUGUUUUGGGGCAUCUCAGUUGAGGCGUGGGUAAAACGCAAAGAGGUCCACGCAAAGCGUGUUCUACAGGAGAAAGAGAAGGCAAAGAUCAAGUCACUAUAGAUCAUACCCAGUUGACAACUGGGUCAUAUCGGACCCCAACAGAACUUAUACCAUUUAUCAUGACAGGAUACGAAAUACUUCUAAAAUGAGUAUACAAUAGUGGUAGACUAAACAGAAU